This is a messenger RNA of Brassica rapa (field mustard), 3344 nucleotides long. RefSeq lists its product as uncharacterized. Gene Ontology annotation, molecular function: aspartic-type endopeptidase activity. NCBI's taxonomy places the organism in Eukaryota, Viridiplantae, Streptophyta, Magnoliopsida, Brassicales, Brassicaceae. Gene Ontology annotation, biological process: proteolysis. The record is from RefSeq and is a predicted model, not a curated record.
AUAAGAAGGUAUACUAUCGAAAGAAGAAAGGAAAAGUAGCGGGAGAAGCCGUUGAAUGAAACUGCGGUUACUCAUUUAAAUAAAGAAGUUGGGAAGCUUCUACUUCAGAGAGAGGCUUUGCAGUUGCGGAGCUGAAAGGCAACUCGAAGACUAUAAAUAUAGAGUAGUUCUGUUACGAGUCUUUUAUGCUUUGAUCUUGAUUGUACUAGACGUUAUGAGUCUAUACUUCACAGUCGCUAUGAGACUGGUGAUGAGUGCUUAGUUCGUUAUGAGAACUUGAGUGCUUAUCACAAUCAGAGCUGUAACUCCAUUUGAUUCAAUAAGAAGAACGGUAUUAUUCAGUUACAUAGAUCGAGAGUCUAUCAUUGGUGCGGCGAAACUGGUCGGAGCCACCGCGACGCUGCGAGAUGGUGGAAACGCGUAACGGAGGUGAUCGAGAGAAGUCGACGAUCGGAGAGUCAGCAAAAUCGAUGGAUCUUCAACAGAUUCAAGACGAGAUGGAGCUGACGAAGCACAAUUACGAGAAGCUUGCUCGGAGCGAGCGAGCAGCGACGGCGAAGUUCGAGUCGCUGGAGAAGAAGAUGGAAUCGAUGGGAGAGGAAUCGAAUUCGAGAUUUGGAGCUCUGGAACAGAAGAUGAGCGUUAUUACGGAUAUGCUGACGCGAUUCGAAGAAACGGCGAUGUUCACUCAACGGCCGGGGAAAGAAAUCGCUUCAGCGUCGCAACCUCCGGUUGAUCAGGUACCGUUAUCUCGUACUCAACCGGAACAAUCUCCAACACAUUUAGGUUAUCGGAGAAUUCAAGAUUCGAUUGCAUCUCGUGAUAAAAUGUUGAGAAAGAUAGAAAUGCCUGUGUUCUCUGGUCCUUUGCCUUUCGAUUGGAUCUCCCGUGUGGAGCGUUUUUUCAGGUACGGUAACUACAACGAGGAAGAAAAGCUUCAGUUGGUAUCUCUAAGCCUAGAGGGGCCAGUGUUACAAUGGUUCAACGGAGAGGUUAUCAGCGAACCAUUCUUCAGUUGGGAUCAGUUUACGCAGAGGAUGUUGGACAGGUUUGGAGGUCCUAUUGAUAAUGACCCGGCAGCAAGAUUAUUUCGCUUACAACAAGAAGGCGAGAUUAAGGAUUACGUGAAUGAGUUUGAAGCAUUGAGGAAUCAAGUAACAGGGGUGGAUGAAAAGAACUUGAUAAAGAUAUUCUUUAACGGUUUGAAACCAGAUAUGAAGGAGGUUAUCCGCAUGAAAGAGCCGGUUACGUUAACUCAACAUAAGCUGGCGGUAUUAAAAAUGCAGAGUACUACGUUUUGUCGAGUGAUAAGCUCGGCUGCUAGUGAAGGGCGGGGAGGCUAUCAAAGACAAACGGCAGUAACUCGUGCUGCUACGAACACUAAUAAGCCACAGACUGAAGCUCUCAAGUUUGGGUCAACGGCAAACAAGGAAAAUGUAGCGCCACAACGAGAUGCUAUGAGACCAAGAUUACAACAUACAGAUGCCGAACUGGAUCGCAUGAGAAAAGACAAGGUCUGUUUCAAAUGCAAAGCACCCUGGACACCAGCUCACAAGCCGCUCUGUCCUAAUAGACAACUACGUGUUUUAACGGUGAUCAACGGACUACAGCUUGAGGUGUGUGAUUCUGAUGGAGAAGAGGAAGAUCAAGCCUCUAAAGCGACACAAAUCUUACAUACGUUGUCACUGAACUCUUACCUAGGCAUCGACUCCCCGAGAACAACUAAGAUGAGGGGAUUUAUACAAGACAAAGAGGUGAUAGUCAUGCUCGAUAGCGGAGCAUCACACAAUUUCAUCUCACCGGAAAUUGUGGACAAGCUACGAUUGAAAGUUUGUGCAGAUAGUAGCUUGGACGUGUUGUUGGGAAACGGAGUGACUGUAAAAGCCUCGGGAGUUGGCCAAGCAGUUACUUUCCGGUUAAAUGACACCAACUUCACAAGUGACUUCAUCUCUCUUGAACUGGGGAACGUAGAUGUGAUACUCGGCGUUCAAUGGCUUGAAACGUUAGGUACGUGCGAAGUAGACUGGAAGGAGCAGGUCUUUUCGUUUACCUACGACGGGAAAAAUGUUACUUUGUAUGGCGAUAAGUCCCUACAUUGUACCAAAUUUUCUUUCAAGUCAUUGAAACCAGUCUAUACAGUUAGCAAGUCAGGAAGAGAAGCGCUGCUUGCUACCUCUAUAGCUACAUCUUCGUUUCCAGAAGUUCGUCCUACACUCUCUGAGAUACUCCAAGAAUUCGCUGAUGUUUUCAAGGUUCCUACAACACUUCCACCGUUCAGGGGAAAGGAACACGCGAUCAUUCUACAACCUGGAGUAUCUUCCGUUUCUGUUCGACCGUACCGAUAUCCUCAUGCAAGUAAAAUUGCUAUGGAACAGAUGGUGAACGAAAUGCUUACAAGUGGAAUAAUCAGACCAAGUACCAGUCCCUUCUCAAGUCCUGUUUUGCUAGUAAAGAAGAAGGACGGGUCACUACGUUUUUGUGUGGACUAUAGGGCACUGAAUAGAGCUACAGUGUUGGAUAAAUACCCUAUUCCAGUCAUUGAUCAACUGCUCGACGAGUUACAUGGAGCCACGAUCUUUACAAAAUUGGACUUGCGUUCGGGUUAUCAUCAGAUCAGAAUGGUAGAAGCUGAUAUUGCGAAGACAGCUUUUCGGACUGUGGAGGGUCAUUAUGAGUUUCUAGUGAUGCCUUUUGGCCUCACAAACGCACCGGCCACAUUCCAAGCUCUCAUGAAUCAGGUCUUCAAACCAUUUCUCCGAAAGUUUGUUCUCGUUUUCUUUGACGAUAUUUUGGUAUACAGUAGAGACGAGGAAAGUCAUGCGGAACACAUCCGUUUGGUCCUACAAGUGCUGCGUGAACAAACUCUAUUCGCUAACCAGAAGAAAUGUUCUUUUGGAGUGUCGUCAGUUGAGUAUUUGGGUCACAUGAUAUCAAAGGAGGGGGUAGCAACAGACUCUGCAAAGAUCAGUGCAAUGCAAGAAUGGCCGGAACCGAAAACAGUGAAACAGCUGCGUGGAUUUUUAGGCUUGACAGGCUACUAUCGGAAGUUCAUCAGAGACUAUGGCAGCAUUGGUCGACCAUUGACGGAAUUACUGAAGAAAGAUCAGUUUUGCUGGUCCCAGUUAGCACAGGAAGCGUUCAGCAAACUGAAGUAUGCUAUGGUCCAUGCCCCUGUGUUGGCCUUACCGGAUUUUAAUAAAACAUUUGUUAUUGAGUCAGAUGCAUCGGGAUUUGGCUUGGGAGCAGUAUUGAUGCAAGAUAAACGGCCUAUAGCGUUUUUAGUCACGCUUUGACGCCAAGAGAACAUCAAAAACCGGCUUACGAACGAGAACUUAUGGCGAUAG